AUAAAGAAAAAUAUAAUUUAUAGAAGUUAUCAUUUUUAUAAAAAAUAGACAAUGAUAACAUUUUUCAAGUGAGAGUUAAAGUUAUUUAUGAGAAAUAUUGUCUGUAUAGAAUACAGAAUUGUAUAUUUUAUAUUUUAAUUAUUGUUAAAGUGCUCUUGUGUUACCUUUAAAUAUUUAAUAAUUGCAAGAGCCAAUGCACAGUGCAACAAAAUACUUAUUGUAAGAUAAAGAUAUAUACUUGAUAAGGAAGAUAAUUUUAAUUCAUAAAAAAAAUUUUAAGCAUCUGUCUUCUAUUCAUUCUCAUCUCAAUCAAAAAAAUGGCCAUAUUAAAGAUGUUAAAACGCAUUAUAUGUAAAAACAUUGCAACAUGUGGCUCAAGAUUUGUGGGCAUUAUGGGACCCCUAACCAUCCCACCAUUGCAGAUUGCAACUUUAUAUUAUUUUUGGCAAGAUUAUUCAAGAGUUGUAGAUAAACGGUAUUGCUCUUGUUCAUGCUGGGACACUGUAUUUAAAGGCUCAUAUGAAUCUGGUAUUGCUCCUUACAAGCAUAUGUACUUCAAUGCCACCUCAAAUAUGUUGAAAAUAUGGAUGCUUGUAGUGAUUGGAGUAAUUGCAUUUUACGAAACAAUGAAGCAUUUGGCAAGAUUAGCAAUCAAGCAGAGACUGAGACAAUCCAUGAUGCUUCUCUUUUCAACCGCCCUGUUCUCCAAUUAUUAUUCAUGGUGGGUUUACAUUAACUACUGGAACGACGAUUUCUAUUCCCAGUGGUACCAUCAAUUAUUCUUUUCCGUCACCGAGUUAAUAUCCACUGCCUGGGUCGUUCAUUUGGCGGAUAAAAAAAAUGCUAUAACUCACAGAAAAGCGUUCGGUAUAUCCGCAAUAGCUCUUUUGCACAUUAUGGCCGGUGGAUGGGAUCAGUUUUUUGUAAAUGUUGUCAGAGGAGAGGGCCACGCACAUCAGGUCAUACGCGAUCUGGGAUUCAUGAUUCCGGAUAUUCUACAUGUCGCCGUUCCAUUGUGGCUGAUUAAAUGGGAGAGCGCUUAUAAUAUUCAUCUUCCUAAUUCUUUAGCGUACAUGUCAAGUAUCGUAGUAAUCGGAUUAUGCAUUUGGUCAUUUUUAUUGUAAUCCGAUGAUAUGGGAAAGAAUUAACGUACUGGUGCUGGUAAUUUUUACUUAAUCCCAUUCUUCCUGAAUACAAGAAUGGCUUUAGGAUUAAUUUACUAUGUUCUUCCCUAAUGCGGAAUCUCGCAAAAUGUCUGACUCGGUCUAAUGUAAACACCAAAUCUUUUCGUCCUUACGAUAAGAUUGAUUGUUAUCGCAAAUUGUAACACGAUAUGCAUUUUAUUAACAUUACAAAGUUGCCCUACAUAUUCCGUGAUAGUAUUGUCGUCAAAGAAUGUGAAUUCUGAAAGCGAUUCGACUGAACUUGAGUUACGAGCUUUAUUUUAUUUUAAGUUAUCACAUUCUCUCAUUGCUUUAAUCUGUACCUUAUUGUUGUAUUUAUACAACUCUUUAUAUUUUAUUUUAUUUAUUUAUUUAUUUAUUUAUUUAUGAAAUAUUCGUACAUAUAUUUAUGAUAAGUUAUAAUUAUUUAAGUUUCGAGCAAAUUUUUAUACGAGAUUUGCGAGCGAAAGAAACCGCAUUAAAUAUAAGACUUUGUUAAUGUUGGAACCACGCAUCAAAAUUUAGGAUACGUUAUAAACUACAAACGGUAGCGUUUAAAGUUACUCUAAAUAAAUUUAAGUAUUAUACAUUGCGGACAUAUCACGAUAGAUAAUUUAUAUGAACAAAACGUUGUAUUUUAACAGACAAGAUUGUACAACUUACAAGCAGUGCUAACCAAAAUUAGUGUCCUAAUUCUCAUAGAAGUUAUAAUGCUUAUAAAGUGCCUACACAUAAUAUAUUAUUUAUAUGAUUAUUGUUAACUAAAGUUAUAAACAAUUUCGAGCAAAAGCAGUUUUCGCGUAUUUUAACGGCAACUACUGAGAAGGAGAGAGGGAGAGAGAGAAAGAGAAGAAAGAUAUGGCUGCUUCAAAAAUAUUGGUUUACUAAAAAAAAAAUUUUAGAGGCGUAAUAAUUUUUGAGUGUUAGUAAUAAUGUAAUACGAAACCCUAACAUGUUGAUUUUUUAUUUACAAUCUGAUAAGAAUUAAAAACUUAUUUUCCUUUCUGUAAUGAAAUUUUUGAUGAUUUACCCGCGAUAUAUUAUCUAUGCAUAGUAGAUAUACAGAUAUCCUGAAGGAUAAUGUGAAACAAUUAAUAAGCGCAGCUUAAAUCAACCAAAGCAUCAAAACUAAUUUUUAAUUAUUGUAGCGUAUUUAUCGUCGGAUAUAUUUCGCUACAAAGCCAUUCCCGAAAAGUACUUGAGUAGAUUUUAUCUAAUUCUAGAGAGACGUAUAAUUAUAGCAUAUGUAAAAUUAAAAUAUAAAAUUUGUCUCAUAAAAAAGACAAACUAGCAUUACGUGUAGAGUAAACGAUUGUGCUAAGUGGUCUAACAAUUGUUAAUUUAAGAAUCUGAUUCCGAUAGUAUUUUGUUAUCGAAUGUAAAAGAAAAAAAGAAGACAAAGAAAAAUAAAAGCGAUUAUCUAUGCAAAAAUAUGAAUUCGGCAAAAAUAUGUUGGUCUGAUUAAUAAUGAGAAUACAAUAAAGCGGCCUAAUUUCCAA
This is a messenger RNA of Nylanderia fulva, 2662 nucleotides long. RefSeq lists its product as uncharacterized. The record is from RefSeq and is a predicted model, not a curated record. Lineage: Eukaryota; Metazoa; Arthropoda; Insecta; Hymenoptera; Formicidae.